This is a messenger RNA of Durusdinium trenchii, 1423 nucleotides long. NCBI's taxonomy places the organism in Eukaryota, Dinophyceae, Suessiales, Symbiodiniaceae. The record is from the annotation of a GenBank genome assembly.
GCUCAGACCCGUACAGGCUCAAACCUCCCCGCGUGGUUUGGAGUUUAAACACUCCAACAAAAGCACCUCGACCGUCCAUUCCGGACCAUGGAUACCUUGCCAACUCUCAUGGAGCACGAAGUCAACGUUGUGAACACCUUCCUGCAGGUUUCAGAAGUUCCCCAAGGAAAGAAGAAGCUGCAGAGGGCUCAGACUGCCCCUGUUGGACGUGAGGAUCUGGAGGAGUUGGAGGCUGAGGAGGAAGAGGAGGAUGUUUCAGGUGAAGAAGAACCGGAGAAGGCUGAGAAGGUCAUUGAAGACACUGCACCAGAAGAGAAGACGGUCAAGAAGCUCUUGAGAACGUUGCCAACCUUGAACCGGAUUGAGACCCCGGAGCCCUGGGAUCUGGCUGCCCUUGCUGAAGGUCUUGAGGCUGAAGAAGCUGAAGAGAAGGCCGCCGUGGCGGCGGCGGCGCAAGCCGCGGCGCCCGCCGCCGAGGCGCCCGCGGCGCCCAGCCGCGCCGCGUUGGGAGCGUCCGGGCGGCCGAAGUUGCUCCAUGCGGCCACGCCGGACCUUUGGGAGUGGCAGGAGAUGGUGCGCCAGGAGUCACCACCUGUGGCACCUGUCGUUGUGCAGCCCAGCAUCUCUCCACCUUCACCCACCCUGGCGGCCGCACAAGCCUUCCAGGCACCAGCGCAGCCACAGGCACCUGCGAUGGUCUCGCUCUUAACGGUGCCAGUGGCGCUGGCCGUCCCGGGCUCUCCACCUUUCACACCACCGUUGUCGCCUUCCAACAGCUAUCCUCGCCUCCUGGGAAGCGUCUCACCAACACAGAGCCCUAAGGAGUCUUCCAAGUCCACGUCCAUGAGACCUGGGGCCCUGGAGACACACCAAAUGGGUGCCAACAAGGAACUGGUGCGCUGGUGCGUGGACGGCACGCGGUUCGAGUCCCAUCAGGAGCGGAUCCUGAGCCCAGAGUUUCAGCUGCACUUCCCAGGCCAAGCGGAGCCCUUCAGCUUCCGCCUGGUGAUCCUGGCAACGCAGACGGGCGGCAAGCACGGGGCCGGCUUCAGAAAGGCCAAGGGCCGGGGCUCUAUCGAAUUGAAGUGCCAGUCCACAGUCCCAGCGAAUGUGGCGAACGCCGUCUUCAGCAUCUCCAUGGGACAUGGCAUUGGCAGACAAACGAACCCGACGCCCAUCGUGCACAACUUCGUAGACAAGACCUGCUGUCCGCUCCGGAAUGGAGAGGAGGCUGACUGGGACUUUAAGCAGUCUGUGGAUGGAAAGGGAUGCGAGAUUUCCGUCGAGGUGGACUUCCUCGGAUGAGACGGUUCGAGCCGUGAAACACUUUGCACUGCAUGGACAGGAUUGGUCGUGCACCCGGCGCCUGAAGACGUUGUAAGAGUCUGUUUGACCUGGGGCAGAGUUGACCGGUGCAUUGACC